Sitophilus oryzae (rice weevil) is the source of this 3204-nucleotide messenger RNA. RefSeq names its product zinc finger protein 502-like. Gene Ontology annotation, biological process: regulation of transcription by RNA polymerase II. Bases 294 to 2357 code for a protein of 687 amino acids. The record is from RefSeq and is a predicted model, not a curated record. Gene Ontology annotation, molecular function: DNA-binding transcription factor activity, RNA polymerase II-specific; RNA polymerase II cis-regulatory region sequence-specific DNA binding. The transcript has 10 exons. Lineage: Eukaryota; Metazoa; Arthropoda; Insecta; Coleoptera; Curculionidae.
CGUAUGCAACUUGUCGCGGUGCAUCGCGCCGCUCGACGCGGCUCAGUCUUCGCGCGCUACACUCUGCCACCCGGUGACCAGUAGUAGUGUGAUCCAUUAUGUGACUAGUGAUUCUGUGACUUGUGACACCCUUUAAACACGUAAAAUUAUUCGAAAAAAAAAUACACCCGAAACGACGCGUACGCAAAAGAAAACGGUUAAGAAGACGAGCGGACCGGACGGACGAACGGACUUCCUCGAAUCGAAAAUAAGAAAACGCAGAUUUAUUGUAUUUUUUGAGGAAGACCGAAAAUAUGGCCAUCAACUUCUCGGCAUCGUUCGCUGCUUGCCUGGCCGCCGGCCUCAAAGUACCCCGGCAAAUAAUGUACUGCAUCUCGCAAGACACAGCAGCGCCGUACGUACUUUACAAAGAUGGUAUGGAUAGGGCGCAAACUCAAUGGGGACCACAAGACGCUUACCCACCACCCCAGCAACAGCCCACACCUCAAGGGGCCAGCAGCCCACCGCAACCCUGCGGUCCUACGGCUGUGCCGCCCCUUGGGGUGGAGGCUGAUGCGGUCACUCAAAGAGACCAGGUCAGUAGUCUUCCGUCCCCCGCCCCAUCUCCCUACCCGGCCACGCAAGCGGAACCGGUGCGAGAAGACACGGACCCCAUCCAGCCGGAAGCGCCUACCAUGGACCUCGAACCCAGACCGGCGUCGCAACAGUGCUUUCCCACCGACCUGCAGCAACAACAGUCGGUGGCGGCGGCGGCCGUCGCCCAACAGCAACAGGCCUACCAACAGUAUGCCAGGGCGCCGCCACCAGCCGCCCCGCCUCCUGGCGUACCGGGGAUGCCGCCCCACAUGCUCGGAGCCAACUUCUCCGCCUUGCAGUACCUCAAGCAACCGGGGAUGAUGCUGACGAGCUUGGGCUCUGACGGAACGUAUUUUUCAGCUAAUCAACUCGACCAAUAUGCAUCUAACAUGCAGGACCUACGAAGCGCAUCCUUGCCAGACGUUAUCCAGCAACAACAGGCAGGUUUAAAGAAGGCCACUAAUGGACUUACAGGAGAAUUAAGGCUGUUUAAAUGUCUGACGUGUGGUAAAGACUUCAAGCAGAAAAGUACUCUCUUACAGCACGAGCGGAUCCACACGGAUAGCCGGCCGUACGGGUGUCCCGAGUGCGGCAAACGUUUUCGCCAACAGUCGCAUCUGACGCAGCACCUGCGCAUCCACGCCAACGAGAAACCGUACGCCUGCGUUUACUGCGAACGGACCUUUAGACAGCGCGCCAUCCUCAACCAACAUUUGCGGAUCCACUCGGGUGAGAAGCCGUACGAGUGCCCCGAGUGCGGGAAACACUUUCGGCAGAAGGCUAUUCUCAACCAGCACGUCCGCACACACCAAGAUGUAAGUCCACAUUUGGUCUUUAAAAAUGGUAUAAACCCGACCCUAUGGCCCCAAGAUGUACCCUUUCCUCCGGACGAAGGCAAGGAAGAGGUGACUUCGACAUAUGGGGAUGGUGAAAAUGGAACGAACGAGAGGACGAAUUGUUUUUCACCAAAUGGCGUUGUAGGAAAUUUGCAGUAUCCAGCUUAUUUCAAAGACGCCAAAGGUAUGAACCAUUCUGUUUUUGGAUCCAGUGGGAACUUUAAUGCCCUACAAUACCUCAAACAGGGUCAAGGGAAGGGUUUACCAGAUGUUAUUCAACACGGUAGGUCGGCAGGGAUGCCUUUAUACGUUAGAUGUCCAAUUUGUCAAAAAGAGUUCAAACAGAAGAGCACGUUGUUGCAACAUGGGUGUAUACAUAUCGAAAGUAGGCCGUACCCAUGUCCAGAAUGCGGGAAAAGAUUUCGACAACAGAGUCACUUGACACAACAUUUAAGGAUACAUACAAAUGAAAAACCAUACGGUUGUGUGUAUUGCGGAAGAAAUUUUAGACAGCGAACCAUUUUAAAUCAGCAUCUCAGAAUUCACACAGGGGAAAAGCCUUACAAAUGCACACAAUGUGGAAAAGAUUUUAGACAAAAAGCUAUUCUUGACCAACAUACCAGGACACAUCAAGGGGAUAGGCCAUUUUGCUGUCCAAUGCCAAAUUGCAGGCGAAGAUUUGCCACAGAACCAGAAGUAAAGAAGCAUAUAGAUAAUCACAUGAAUCCACAUGCAGCUAAGUCGAGAAGGGAUUCUGCAAGUUCUGAUGGAAAAUUAGCUUCUAAUGGUAUGUUACCAAGAGGAUUAACUCCAUCAAGUGUGGUCAAGCCAGAAUUAUACUUUCCACAAUGCUAUCCCAGCUUUAACCCACCAACAAGUGUGACGCAGUUCCAAGCUGCCGUAAAUCCAGACUUUAAGUCUCCAAAUGGAUUACCUACCCAGUGACUAACCGCCAGCUGGCAACUGGGCCCACCCUGUAUUGGGUAAAAUAAGUGCCCUGUUGCCAGCUUCCUCGUGGUCGCCAAUUUCUAAGGACUUUUUGGUUUGUUUAUAAGUUGUAUUUAUUACUUGCUAUGGUUUUCUUAUGGAAAUAUCUACAAUGUUGGUAUUCCUAAUGGGUGAAACGUAUGGUGCUGAUAUGAAAUGGACUUUUGAGGUCUUUAUGCAUGUUACGAACAUGCAUUUUGAUGUUUCUACCGUAUAUAUAGAAGUAUUUUUAAUACAUUGCAGGAAGCUCCUUUAAUUAUAGUAUAUCUGAGCAAUUGAGAUUGAAUUAUUUUAAAGACUGAGUCAAGUAUUCUAGUUUUUGAUUAUUUUUGUAAUUAAAUCAUCAAAUGUAUUUUUACUAGGUAUUAUGAUUUUUUUUCACACAACAUAUAAUUGAAUUUUGUUAUAAAAAAAUGUGAAACCACAAAUCGUAUAUGUUUUUAGAAUAUACUAAUUGAAAUUAUAAAAAAUACACUGAGUUGAAAUUGACACGUUAAGUUAAAUUCUAUAUUCUAUCGUCAUUUAACUUUGGAACUUUAGUAAUUAAUUACGCAUAUAAAAUUAUGAUUAUUUUAAUUACACUAUUAAAUUAAUAGUACAUUUUCAUUAUAUGAAAAUAAAUGAGUACUGUGUAAGAAGGUUUGAUAAAGUAAUUACUGUUUUUAUUUAUAUAAUUUACAAAUACAAUUAAAUGCUCAAAUAGGCGAAUUUAGAAUAGAAAACUGACUGAUAUGUAAAAUAUUAGUUCUCUUCCUAUAUCUACAGGGUGUCUCAGAUUUUAAUCGGGAAAAUUUAAUAAACGACA